Messenger RNA from Pseudozyma hubeiensis SY62, 4749 nucleotides. RefSeq names its product protein kinase. The transcript has 4 exons. Bases 1 to 4749 code for a protein of 1582 amino acids. The record is from RefSeq and is a predicted model, not a curated record. Gene Ontology annotation, biological process: fungal-type cell wall biogenesis; signal transduction; protein phosphorylation. Gene Ontology annotation, molecular function: ATP binding; diacylglycerol-dependent serine/threonine kinase activity; S-adenosylmethionine-dependent methyltransferase activity. Lineage: Eukaryota; Fungi; Basidiomycota; Ustilaginomycetes; Ustilaginales; Ustilaginaceae.
AUGGCGUCUCUUUUCUACAAAUCGAGCCCGUACGUGGUGCCUGGCGUCAUCGACCUGACGCAACCUUCGCUGUGGAUCGCCGUCGGUAGCAUCUGCUUUAACCCGCUCUACUGGAACAUCGUGGCGCAGAACGAGUAUCACAACAAGACCAUCACCAAGCUGCUCGGCGGGCGACGAUACCUCGGGUGCUACCUGCUCGCCGUGUCCAUCUUCUCGCUCGGCAUCGUGCGUGACCACCUGUACAACGUCGCGCUCAAGCACCAGCCGACACACCCGCUGCUGCAACAGGCCUGGGUCAAACCCGCAGCGGCCGUAUUGUUUGCGUCGGGCAACAUCUUUGUGCUCUCGUCCAUGUGGGCCUUGGGUGUCACUGGCACCUACCUAGGAGACUACUUUGGCAUCCUCAUGGAGAGCAUCGUCACCGGCUUUCCGUUCAACGUGAUGGCCAACCCCAUGUACUGGGGCAGCUCGAUGAGCUUCGUAGCCGUUGCUCUGUGGUUUGGCAAGCCUGCCGGGCUGCUGCUCAGCGUUCUUGUGGUGAUCGUUUACACGCUGGCCCUCCGCUUCGAGGAGCCCUUCACGGCCAACAUUUACAAGCAGGCGGACAAGAAGAAGAGGGCCGAAGCCGAAAAGCAGGCUCUUCUCGAAAGCGAGGGGCCCGCCUCUGGUACACGCAAUCGCGUUGCGUGGGUCAAGGCAAGUAUGCUCUUAUACCGAUGCUCUGUGACAUUCAAAGACGACGACAGACAUGUUGAAAGCAGAGUCAAUGCCGCUGAAUGGUGCAGCUGUCCGUGGCUGCUAGGGUGGUCCAAGGUCAUUUCUUCAAGACGCACGACAUCGGAACAGCCAGGCGAAUCAAUCGCAUCUACCACACCCCCGCAGCACUCGUUCGUCGCGUACCUUUCUGCGCUACGCUUCUCUUUACGACAAACCAGUCCGCAUCGAGCGCGUGCACCAUCUUGCCUACGAUCUCUUCAGCCGGCCUCUCGGAUUCUCCCCCGCAUCCGCGACCGUACAGCUUCAUCCAUCGGAUUCGAGGACCCAAGCGACUCCAAGGUCGCCGAGGUCUAUGCCCGCAUCCAGACCCAGCGCAGGAUCAUGGAAGGCAACCAAGCUUUGCGAGCAGCUACCAACAACCCCGACGUGAUUCGUCAGGCAGAAUCCCAGAUUCGAGAAGCGCAGCGAAACAUCUCCUAUCUCCAGGAGUCGCUCAACAGUCUCAAAUCGCGUCGUGCAAGCGGUGGCCCUGGCUUCCGCACCGGCAGUCCUACUGGCAGCACCACGCCUGCCGACUCUAGACAAAGCUUCGCCUCAUCCAAGACCAGCGGCGGCGCCAGUUCCAUCGGUCAAGCUCGCCCGUACCCAGGCGACAGCAGCUCCUCCUAUCUUGGCUCCGAUCCACCUUCGCCUGCCGUCAAUCCUCGUCGCUAUGAUGGUCGCCCUCCUCCUCCUCCAACACACGACAACGGUGCCUAUGCAGGUCCGGACGGAUCCUACUCGCAGUACGCCAACCAGGGCCCGUACGGCGCCGCAUACGCAGUCGGAAGUCCAGAGACAUGGCAACCCGCGAUGCAUCGCAUGGGCACCAGCGCGAGGCGAAACUUUACCAACCUCGAUCUCAUCAAGGACGAGACUCCUCACACCACCGCAAAGAUCUCACGCAUGCUCCACCAGCUCGAAUUCAAGCUGCAGAUCGAAAAGCAGUACAAGCAAGGCAUCGACAAGAUGGCGAAGCUCUACCAGGCCGAAGGUGAUCGCAAAAGCCGCAACGAUGCCGAGUCCAAGCGCAUCGAGAGUCAGAGCAAGAUCGUGCUGCUACAGCAGGCGCUCAAGCGGUACAAGCAGCUCCACGUCAUGGAAGAGGAGGAAGACAACGCCAGCCCCGAGUCGGUCGAGAACAGAAAGCAGAACCUUCGCAAGCCGCUCUCCGGUACGCUCCAGAUCUCGAUCCGCAGCGCUCGCGAUAUCGACCACGCUCCUGUUCCACGAGGCUCUCGAUCCGUCCGCGAGUCCACCGUCGUCAUCAAGGUCGAAGAUACGCCUCGCGCCCGCACCCACCCGAGCCGCAACGAGCGUUGGCAGGAAGACUUUGAAAUUCCCGUCGACAACGCCAACGAACUCGAAGUCACGGUCUACGACAAGGUCGGCAACGCGCAUCCCGUCCCCGUCGGCAUGCUCUGGAUUCGCAUCAGCGACAUUGUCGAGGAGCAGCGAAAGAAGAAAUUCGGGCAGGUCCCCGAUGCUUCCCAACACGGUCACGGCGCCAGCGAAGGCUGGGUCACUGCCGACAGCGUACAGCCGCGCGGCGGUCCCGGCGGCUUCGGUCCAGGCUCGGGUCUCAACGCGGAUGGUGCCUACAACACACCCGCUGGCGUACCGGUGCAAAACGGCCCCACCGAUGGUGUCGAGGCCUGGUUCGCCGUCGAGCCUGCGGGCGCUAUCUACCUUCGCCUCAAUUUCAUCAAGCAAAACGUUCGCAAACGCCCCUACGACGCUCGCCUCGGUCGACAGGGCGCUUUCCGUAAGCGCAAGGAGGAUGUCGCCGAGAUCAACGGCCACAAGUUUGUGUCGCGGCAAUUCUAUCAGGUGCUCCGUUGCGCGCUAUGCGGCGAGUUCCUGCUCAACGCUGCCGGCAGUCAGUGCGAGGACUGCCGCUACGCUUGCCACAAGAAGUGCGCGCAGAAAGUCGUCACAAAGUGUAUCUCGAAGAGCAACGCCGAAGCCGAUCGAGACGAGGUCAAGAUCAACCACCGCAUCCCGCAUCGCUUCGAGCCCAUCACCAACCUCAGCGCCAACUGGUGCUGCCACUGCGGCUAUAUUCUACCGCUUGGACGCAAGAACGCCCGCAAAUGCUCCGAGUGCGACAUUACCUGCCACACGGACUGUGCGCAUCUGGUUCCAGACUUUUGCGGUAUGUCGAUGGAGAUGGCCAAUCAGCUGCUCAGCGAUAUCGAGACCAUCAACCGCGUCAAGUCGUCGGCCAAGACGCAACAGCAGUACCAGCAGCCUCCCCAACAGCAGCAGCAGCUACCUCCGCCGUCAUCGGCAUCAUCGCAAAACCUUUAUGGAAAUGGUGGCAACGCCAUGGGCGCCGCCCCGCCCGGACGCGUCCCUGCUCCGCAAUUGCCGCCUUUUGCCACCGCAGGUCCCGACGGCCGCAUCUCUGGUCUCGAAAAGCAGACGCAACAGAUGUCGCUCAAACCCGGCGCAGGCGAGCCUCCGUAUGGCUCUGCCCCAUCCCAGAGGAUGCAGGCUGUUGAACAGCAGCAGCAGCAACGACCUGGUGCAGGCCCCAACUUUGGCGGUCGACCCCAACCGCCUCGGGUUGGCGAGGUGAUGCCGCCUUCGUCUGCCGAUGGACGCAUGUCGGACAUGUCACGCCCUCCUCGGCCUUUGCCGCAGCCGUCGAAUGCUGGCUCGCCGAUGCAGCAGCCACCGUCGCAGCAGCAGCAGCAGACUGGAAUGUACGGCGCACGUCCUCAACCGCCUUCCGGAUACGCACAGCAACCUGUCCCGUCCCAGCAGCAACCGCCGCAGAUGCAUCAGAUGCCUCCAUCGCAGUCUACGCUCAAUGUCGUGCCGAGACCGCAGCAGCAGCAGCCUCAGCAGCCGCAAUCGCAGGGACCGCCUUCUUCCGCCAUCAAUCAGCAGCAGCAACAGCACAUGGGCGUUGGUGGCGGUGGCGCCAUGGUGCCAGCUGGCGCUCCACAGCAGCAGCCUCCGCGAAUGCUCCCCUCCUCACGACGCAAGAUCGGUCUGGACGAUUUCAACUUCCUCGCCGUGCUCGGCAAGGGUAACUUCGGAAAAGUCAUGCUGGCCGAGGAAAAGCGUUCGGGCCACCUGUACGCCAUCAAGGUUCUCAAGAAGGAGUUCAUCAUCGAGAACGACGAGGUCGAGUCGACCAAAUCCGAGAAGCGGGUCUUCCUCGCCGCUGCACGGGAGCGACAUCCGUUCCUGCUCGGUUUGCACUCGUGCUUCCAGACCACGACGCGCGUGUACUUUGUGAUGGAGUACAUCUCUGGAGGAGAUCUCAUGCUGCACAUUCAACGAGAGCCUUUCACGCCGCGAAGAGCCAAGUUCUACGCUGCUGAAGUGCUGCUCGCGUUGGAGUACUUCCACAAGCAGGGGAUCAUCUAUCGUGAUCUGAAGCUGGACAACAUCAUGCUGACGCUGGACGGACAUAUCAAGGUGGCGGAUUACGGGUUGUGCAAGGAGGAGAUGUGGUAUGGGAACACGACGAGCACUUUCUGUGGUACGCCCGAGUUUAUGGCACCGGAGAUCUUGCUCGAACAGCGGUACGGACGGGCUGUGGAUUGGUGGGCGUUUGGUAUUCUCAUCUACGAGAUGCUUUUGGGACAAGCGCCGUUCCGCGGUGACGACGAGGAUGAGAUCUUCGACGCUAUCUUGGAAGACGAACCUCUGUAUCCUCUUCACAUGCCAGCCGAUUCCGUCUCGAUUCUGGAGAAGCUCUUGACGCGCGAUCCUGCUCGACGUCUCGGUUCAGGUCCCACCGACGCCGCCGAGAUCAAGGCUCACCCCUUCUUUAGGGAUAUCAACUGGGACGACAUGUUCAACAAACGUGUACCCCCACCCUUCUGCCCCACUCUCAAGAACCCCAGCGACACCAGUUGGUUCGAUACAGAGUUUACCUCGGAAAAACCUACGCUGACUCCGGUGCAUUCCGUGCUCAGUGCUCAGGACCAAGCGGAGUUCCAGAGCUUCAGCUGGACGGCGCCUCAUGUGCUUUAG